UCCGGCACCAUCUCAGCGGCGCCCGGGACGUCCCAGCACGCUCCUCUCGGCUGCGCCGUACCGUGCCGUGCCGUGCCGUGCCGUGCCGUGCCGUGCCGUGCCGUGUUGCGGCAGACGUGACGCGUUCUCAGCCUGCGGAGCCGAGGCACAUGGGGUUCCAGACGACCGAGAACGCUGCCGAGCCACCGCCCGGCCUGUGGCAGCAGCUCCAGACGAUGGCCCGUUCUCGUGGCGGCAUGUUCCUGCUUGGCUGGACUGGCGGCGUCCUCCUGGUCAUGGUCCUCUACGCGGCUCUGCACCCCUCCAAGGCGCAGUUCUCGUUUCCGCCACGCACGAUCAUCAAGGGCAACAGCUUAUAUGAGCGCCUUCUGGCUGCCGGGAAAAAGUCGCCCAUCAUCAUGGCUGGCGUGAAUGACGGCGUGGCGUCGUCGGGACGCGUUGAGUCUCGGGCUGGCGCCGCUAGGAGCGCUGCCAUCGACCUCACUGUUGGCCAGCUGCCCAGCCUCAGUGUGGACGAGAUUACGGUGAAAACCGGAGAAGUCUCGGUUCAGGGUGUGGACGUGCACUACGCGGUGGCACUGCCCGAGGCGCCGCCGGCGGACGGCUUGACAUUCCUGCUGCUGCACGGCUCCCGCUUCUCGUCGGCCACGUGGCAGGAGAUGAAGACGCUGCGCACGCUGGCCGCGCUCGGCUACACGGCCGUGGCCAUCGACCUGCCUGGCGCCGGCUUCUCCAAAUCGCGGUCGCGCGGCAGCCUGCCGGCCGACGCCAGCCGCGCCGGCUUCCUGGCGGCCGUGCGCAGCGCGCUGGGCCUGAGCGGGCGCACGGUGCUCGUGUCGCCCUCGCUCUCGGGCGAGUUCUCGCUGCCGCUGCUGGCCGAGCAGCCCGGCUGGCUGGCCGGCUUCGUGCCCGUGGCGCCGGUCGGCACCGAGAAGCUUUCAGCUGAGCAGCUGCGCGCCAUCCGGGUGCCGACCGCCAUCGUGUACGGCUCAGAAGACCGCGGCCUGGGCGCCGCGUCGCAGCGCGCGCUCUCGGCCAUCCCGACGUCGACGGUGGCGGUGAUCCCUGGCGGCGGGCACCCGGCGUACCUGCACGACCCGGCGCUCUGGCACCGCGUGCUGCACAACUUCGCCCAGAGCCUGGCGCAGCUGGCCGCCCAGUACUAG
This is a messenger RNA of Pollicipes pollicipes, 1166 nucleotides long. RefSeq names its product protein ABHD14B. Gene Ontology annotation, cellular component: cytoplasm. The coding region runs from base 150 to 1166 and encodes 338 amino acids. The record is from RefSeq and is a predicted model, not a curated record. The transcript is spliced from 7 exons. NCBI's taxonomy places the organism in Eukaryota, Metazoa, Arthropoda, Thecostraca, Pollicipedomorpha, Pollicipedidae.